AUGUUCCUUCAACGCACUGCCUCCGCCCUCGCGCGGCGCACUCCCGCUCGCGCCUUUGCUGUCGCUCGCCCAUUCUCCUCGUCCGUCGUGCGCAGCAACGCGAACAAGUGGACCCCCAAGGAAGAGACCCCGAUCCGCCAAUUCGAUGAGAUCAACCAGGCCACCGGUCUCGAGCGUCUGGAGCUCAUCGGAAAGAUGCAGGGCAUCGAUAUCUUCGACAUGCGUCCCCUGGACGCCUCCCGCAAGGGAACGAUCGACAACCCCAUCAUGGUCAACGGUGCCGGUGAUGAGCAAUACGCCGGUUGCACUGGCUACCCCGUCGACUCCCACCAGGUUAACUGGCUGACCGUCUCCCGUGAGCGCCCCAUUGAGCGUUGCCUCGAGUGCGGCAACGUCGUUAAGCUGAACUACAUUGGCCCUGAGGAGGACCCCCACGCUCACGAGCACGACCACGGUCACCACCACCCUCCCCACGAGGAGCCCAAGACCUUCGCCGACUACGUCAAGCCCGAGUACUGGUACCGGUAA
Molecule: messenger RNA, 528 nt
Organism: Penicillium waksmanii
Lineage: Eukaryota; Fungi; Ascomycota; Eurotiomycetes; Eurotiales; Aspergillaceae
Gene: cox5b
Product: cytochrome c oxidase subunit IV
Exons: 7
Coding region: 1-528 (175 amino acids)
Biological process (GO): mitochondrial electron transport, cytochrome c to oxygen
Cellular component (GO): mitochondrial envelope
Source: RefSeq, a predicted model, not a curated record